UCCACAUGUGGCAGCAUCUGAAGAGUUACUCUAAGGCAGUUUCUCUAUAUAUAUAUACCUCAAAAGUUUCAGAUUCACUAUUUCAUCUCAGCCUGUGAACUGGAAUAGAAGGCUAUUCUGCAAAACAGUAAGGUAGAUUUUUGAAAUUAUUGGAGAAUAAAGGUUGUAUCAUGUCCCAAGUGAUACCCAACCAUGUUCUGCGUGUGGGACAAUCAGUGUGCAUGGCAUCAAAGGAAGAUGGUGGUUUCAGACAGCCUGUGCACCCUAGAAACAUCUCCAUGACUACUAAAUGCUCUUACUAUAGCUCAGAGAGAUGUGUUGGGCAGGUGCCCGCACAAUUUAAUGGUCAAGUAUUUACCAGCACAGGUGUUUAUACAGGGGAAAUGAACCCACCUUCCAGAACAGCAGAGAAUGUGGUUCACAACCAACAGAAUAUCCACCAAGCAGUAUACAGAGAUAAAGGUACCACCACUAAUUAUCCAAAACAAGGAACAGAUACACAAGUCAGUGACAAAGGAGACCCCAUAUCUCCAUCACUCGACAUAUCUAUAGACAAUUUAAAUCAACUGAUAUUACAACUGGAUCCAACCUUCCAACCACUUACAACAACAUCUGAUCAGGUUUGGAGUUCAGCCUGGGACUCUUCUCCAAGUGGACCAGAUGCUACCAGACCCACAAGUCCAACAGAAAUCAAGUGUGUGCAAGUGAAUUCAAAAAGAACUAUGUGUCAUGAAAAUGUCCAACAGUCUUCAAGCCCCACUCCAAAACAUGAGGGUAUCUUAAUCUCACGAGGAGCACAGAGGGACAAUAGUACGUCAAAUGGCAGCAUAAUUUUCUGUGAAGCCAAUUUGCAUGAUCGCCAGCGACAUCCAUCCAAUCAAGCCACGCAAGGUAUUCCCAUUCCAUUCCAUAACUCCCAUCAUCAUGAUGCCAUCUUGCCAGCAUCACCAGAGUCAGAAAUAAUGCAGUGCCACAGGCCCCAGUUCUGGACCAGUGAGCUGUCCAUGAUGUCCAACAGUCCUGGGUCGGAUACCAGCUACAUCCUUGGGAGCACCAACUCACUUCCCAAUGAUGAAUUUGAUGGACAGCAUUUCAAUUCAAGAUCAUCUGAAAGCCCAUGUGGGUCACUGGGAUCCUUCUCAAAUUUAAACAGCCCUGCAGUAAUGACUCCCACCACACCAAAAUAUUGCUUUGACAACAGUCCAGACAUCUACUGCCCUAAUCUAAGUAGAUCUAAAACAUACCACCAAUGCAGGACAGAUAAACAUACUCCUACAAAAGGUCAUGCCAACAGCUGUCCACCAUCUGUCAACAAUUCUACCAUGGAUAUCCCCAUUCUUCUAGUGAAUGGGUGCCUACAGACAGAGGACAACAUAUCCAAGUCCUCCAGGAAUCUCCUUGAUUUGCACAAGAGAAAAGGAUCUUCCAGUUUUAACAGAGUCAACAAGACCGCUUCUGACUCUUCAAUUGCAUCUAACACAGACAGUCCAGUGAAAGAUGGACAGCCCAGCAUGAAAUUCGUAAUGCACACGUCUAAGUACUGGUUCAAGCCCAGUAUUACAAGAGAACAAGCUAUUGAAAUCCUGAAGGAUAAGGAGCCCGGGUCAUUUAUAAUUCGAGACAGUACCUCCUUCCGUGGAUCAUUUGGGUUGGCUAUGAAAGUUCCUGGGAUGCCACUCAAAGCUGGUGAGGUAAAGAAUGAUCUUGUGCGACAUUUCCUUAUCGAAUCAUCUUCAAAAGGUGUCCACUUAAAGGGUGCUUCUGAGGAGCCCUAUUUUGGAAGUCUGUCAGCUUUGGUGUACCAACAUGCAAUUACCCCUUUAUCCUUACCCUGCAAACUCGCCAUACCAACCAAAGAUCAGCAAGAUGGAGACAAUAGUCCAGAUUCUAGCCCGGAAGCCACCAUUUCCCAGCUAAAGACAACAGUGGCCUGCAAUGUCCUGUAUCUGAACUCAGUUAGCACAGAAACUCUAACAGGAUCCAGUGCCAUCCAGAAAGCUGUGUCUGUCACUUUUGAGAAAACCAACCUACCAAUGCCAACCAUUGUACACUUUAAAGCCAAUGAACAAGGGGUUACACUAACUGAUGUCCAACGCAAAGUGUUUUUUCGCCGUCAUUAUCCCAUCUCAACACUAAUCUUCUGCGGUGUAGAUCCUGAACUGAGAAAGUGGCAAAAACAUUGCAGAUCUUCAAGGAUUUUUGGAUUUAUUGCUAAAAACCCAACAGAUCCUUCUGACAAUGUGUGUCAUCUGUUUGCCGAAUAUGAUGUCAUCCAACCAGCUUCUCCAUUAAUCAGCUUUUUAACGAAUCAAAUUCAGCAGCAAGAAAAAGUGUAAUUCUGCAGCUAUGUAGAAAAAAAUAUUGCCUUGUAAAUGUACAUAUGCUGUGUUCCUGAAAUACUUUAUUGUGAAAUGUAGUUCCAAGAAUUCUCCUCUGGGCACACGGAAAAUGGCCAAUAAAAGUCUAUAACAUCCAAGUGAUAUGACAUGGCAAGGCUCCAUUGGACGGACACGUUUUGGUCUCAUUUUCCUGCAUUAACUAUUGAGUAUUACAGCUCUGUUAUAAAGCACUACAGACUUUGUAGGACAUAAGGCUGAAGUCUGAAUUUAUAAAACAAACAUCAGUUUUCAAAUGCUGCAGUUGUUUAGCCUGCAGAUUAUUCAGGAGUGGUUCAAGUUUUGCAGUUCAUGAACUUGUUAUUUUUCAGCUAAAUGACGGAGACCAAGAUACUUGACCCUUUUCUUACCAUAUUAAUAUGUAAAAAUGUAUUGUUGAAACAGCACUUUGUCCCUGCUUAACUGCAGGAUUAGCAUUUUUUUUUAUUUUUUAUAAUCAUUUAAUCUAUUUAUACAUUUAUUUUUUUUGUAAUAUGCAAAAUGUAUUUUCCAUUUGUUUACAAAUAAAAUAUAUUUUAAACUA
Bombina bombina (fire-bellied toad) is the source of this 2919-nucleotide messenger RNA. RefSeq names its product tensin 4 (gene TNS4). The coding region runs from base 171 to 2336 and encodes 721 amino acids. The transcript is spliced from 13 exons. The record is from RefSeq and is a predicted model, not a curated record. Gene Ontology annotation, molecular function: protein binding. Lineage: Eukaryota; Metazoa; Chordata; Amphibia; Anura; Bombinatoridae.